Molecule: messenger RNA, 1138 nt
Organism: Gigantopelta aegis
Lineage: Eukaryota; Metazoa; Mollusca; Gastropoda; Neomphalida; Peltospiridae
Product: DNA-directed RNA polymerase III subunit RPC10-like
Exons: 3
Coding region: 29-355 (108 amino acids)
Biological process (GO): termination of RNA polymerase III transcription; DNA-templated transcription
Cellular component (GO): RNA polymerase III complex
Molecular function (GO): DNA-directed RNA polymerase activity; zinc ion binding; nucleic acid binding
Source: RefSeq, a predicted model, not a curated record
UUAUUACCGGUGUAUUUGAUCGCUAGAGAUGCUGACGUUUUGUCCGAUCUGCGCCAACGUUUUAGUUGUGGAGGAGGGAUCUAAAUGUUUCCGAUUUGCUUGCAACACGUGCCCCUACGUACAGAACGUAAACAGAAAGAUCUCUUACAAGAAGUAUCCCAAACUGAAGGAAGUAGACGAUGUGCUGGGAGGAGCGGAGGCGUGGGAAAACGUCGACUCAACUCAGGAAAAGUGCCCGAAGUGCGAGCAUAAUCGCGCGUUUUUCAUGCAGAUCCAGACGAGAUCAGCGGACGAACCUAUGACGACGUUCUACAAAUGUUGUAACAUGCAGUGCGGACACCGUUGGCGGGAAUAGUCACGUGGCACGAGCUACAGGGCAGUGCACGUGCAUUUUUGUGUGACCUUAUUGGGAAAUAUCCACAUGUAACAUAUAGGGCGAACACCGCUGGCAGGAAUAGUCACGUGGCACGAGCUUCAGGACAGUGCACGUGCAUUUCUGUGUGACCUUAUUGGGAAAUACCCACAUGUAACAUAUAGGGCGAACACCGCUGGCAAGAAUAGUCACGUGGCACGAGUUAAGUGCAUUGCAAGUGCAUUCUGUGUGACCUAAUUUGGAAAUAUUCACUUGGACGUGUAACUGUUCUGUCAUGCGAUAGAGUGGAGAACGGCCAUGUUGUUAGAACAAUCAAUUAACGUAACACAAUGUAUGAACGAACGUGUGUGUGAUUUUGUUUUUGGUUGUGUGUAAGAUUGUGACGUGUGUGUUUGUGCGUGUGUGUUGUGGGUCAUAAUCGGUGUGUUUCAGUGCCUUGUGGAUGUGAACUUUUAAGUAAGAAAUACUAUACUAUUCCUAGUGUUAAAAGGGAGAUGCAUAGGGAGGGGGGUUGUGUCCAAAUUCUGAGGUGGACGCCUCCAAGCAAAGAUGAAAUACUUGUUGCACACCGGUUAGCGGGAUUACCGUGUUAUAUUGUUGUUAUCACACAUCAUGUGUUGUUACAACACAUCACGUGGGAGUCUAUUAAUAGACAGUUUGUGUAAUAUUGUGUGAAUCAAAUAGGUGGCAACGGAACCAGAGGAGCAAACUUUAUUCAGUUGUGAACACAAAAUGGUAGUAUUUGUGAAUAAAGACUCAUUGCUG